Molecule: messenger RNA, 192 nt
Organism: Miscanthus lutarioriparius
Lineage: Eukaryota; Viridiplantae; Streptophyta; Magnoliopsida; Poales; Poaceae
Source: the annotation of a GenBank genome assembly
AUGGGGUCCUGGGCUUUGGGUGCUCAGCAGGCGAUGCAGCUCCUGCUCUCGGCCAUGGUGACGUCGGUGUGGGUCGAAGUGGAGGGCAUCGGUGCAGCCUCGAUGGAGCACGACGACAUCGGUGUGGAGAGGCUCGUCGUGGCCGAGACAGGGUCAGGGCUUGGCGUGGCCAUGGCCGAGGACGAGGCGUAG